This is a messenger RNA of Strongyloides ratti, 1785 nucleotides long. RefSeq names its product Bardet-Biedl syndrome 1 ortholog. The record is from RefSeq and is a predicted model, not a curated record. Gene Ontology annotation, biological process: protein localization to cilium; non-motile cilium assembly. Lineage: Eukaryota; Metazoa; Nematoda; Chromadorea; Rhabditida; Strongyloididae. Gene Ontology annotation, cellular component: BBSome; centrosome; axoneme. Gene Ontology annotation, molecular function: patched binding; smoothened binding. The coding region runs from base 1 to 1785 and encodes 594 amino acids. The transcript has 3 exons.
AUGAGUUUAAAAUGGGUUGGAGCUUUAUGGGAUCCAUCAGCUAAAAUUUCAACACGAGCAUCACUUGUUGUAUUGUCAGAUGUUUUAGGAGAUGGAGAUUAUAAACUUUUACUUGUUGAUAUGAGUCAAAAUUUACCAAAAUUAAAAAUGUUUAAAGGAAUUAAUCCUGUAGCUGAAUCUGCUUUAACAAGUCAUCCUACAGGUCUAGUUUCAUUUUACAAUAGUAUGACAAAUCCACCAACACCAUGUAUUGGAUUAUCAACUGGGAAUAGUGUAUUAAUUUAUAGAAGUCUUAAACCUUUUUAUAAAUUUACACUUCCCUCUCAAGAAAUAAAUUCUAUAGAGGAAGCAUUAUGGAAUGGUAUUAGAGAAAAAAAUAUUACAGUGGAACAAUUUAUUGAAGGUAUUGAACGAUUACGAGAAACAAUACCAUUUGAUGAAUUAACACCUCAAACACAAAAAUUAUAUCUUUUAGAUGAUAUUGAAGAUAAAAGAUUAUAUGCUGAAAGUCAAGUAAAAAACCCAUUAACUUUUCAUUCAAUUAUUACAUGUUUACAAACAAUUAAACAAAAUGGUACAGAUGAUACUGACAUUGAUGUAUUGAUAAUCGGAACAGAGCACAAACAAAUUAUUUUUGUAGAUACACAAGCUUUUAUCGUUUUGAAAAUUAUUACAAUACCAGGGACACCUGCUCGUAUUCAAUGUGAUGGUGGAUAUGACAUUGAUUGUAAAUUAUUUAUUUUAACAAGAGAUAAUGAAGUAUAUUGCUUAAAAAAAGUUGGAGCUAUUUUUUCAUGUAAAUUAAUGAUAAACUUAAAAAAAACAUGUUCCUGGUUUAUAAAAGAUAAAAAUAAACUUGCUUUUUCAACAAUUGAUGAUAUAAUACAUAUUUAUUCUUUAAAAGGUAAAUAUUUAUAUGAAAUUAAACCAGAAGCACCUAUUAUUAAUAUAGAACCAUUUUAUUAUCAAUCAAAACAAUAUUGGGGAAUUUUAGUUGCUGUUAAAGGUGAAGUUAGAUUAUAUAUUGAAAAUGUUGUUGUUGAUAGAAUGAAAAUUGAUUCGGAUAUAUCAUGGAUUAAAUAUGGUAAAAUGGGAAGAGAAAAUGGUGUAUUAACAAUUGUUACAAGAAAUGGUGGUUUAAUGGUUAAAAUUUUUAGAAGAACAGCUACAUUAGAUGAGAUUGGUGGUAUAAAAUUACAAUCAACACCAAUUCAAAAAAUAGUUAUACCUAAAAAAACAAAGGCAUUUGUUAAUCAAAGUUUACGUGAAAGAGAAAAUCCAAUACAAAUGCAUAAAAUAUAUCAAAGAGAUUUAUUUAUGUUAAAACAUUAUAUAACAAAAAGUUAUGCUGAAUUACAAGGUUCACAUCUUGGAUCAGAAACAUAUACAAAAGAGUCAAAUAAUGUUGAGAUGAAUGUUGAAGUAAAUGGUUUUGGACCAGAAUUUAGAUUAAUUAUUAAUAUAACAUCAACAAAAAAAACUAUAAUUAAAAAUUUAGCAAUUAUUAUUUUGGGUAAUAAUGAAGAAUAUGCCAUUCAAAAUUGUAUUAUUCCAAUAUGUUCAUUAGUUCCUAAUUUUACACAUUCUUAUACAACAUUAAUAAAAUCAAUCUACCAAAACACUGGAUCUGGAAGUGAUAUAAAAAUUUUAUUAGUAGAUGCAAAUAAAAAUGAAUUAUUUAUUAGUGGUAAUAAAAAACAACAAAAUGAAGAAAAAAAUGGAACAAGACCCAUUACAACAACUGUUAUAACAAUGCCCGUUGAUGAGGGAGAUAUUUUAGAUUAA